GUGCACCAUGGACAGGGACCUGAGCGAAGAUGAAGGUGUGCUGGACCUCAGUUUUGAGGCUGAGAGCCCUCUGGUGCCCCCUGCUGAACUUCUGGAGAGACUACCCAGCUACGAUUGGCUUCUUCAAGGAGGAAGACCGCAAAUCUUCUUCCCACCUGCAGAGAGCCCAGGGAGAUCCCAGCAACCAAGAUCCUGGUCCUCAUUCCUGGAACACAGGUUCCCCAUGGUGACGGAGGAGGUGGCCCGAGAAGCCCUCCUCAGCUUCGUGAACUCCAAAUGCUGCUACCCCAGUGCAGCAGCCGGCGACCUCAUCAUCCAGGAGCUGACGCAGCGGACGCUCUGCAGGUAUCGACUGGAGACCUUCAGCGAGUCCAGGAUAAGCGAGUGGACGUUUGAACCCUUUACUAACCACUCAGUAGAUGGACCACAAAGAGGGGCCUCUCCCAGGCUUUGGGACAUCAAGGUAAAGGUACCUCCGAUGUUUCAGGAAGACACCAAGAAGUUCCAAGUCCCUCACUCAUCAUUGGUUAAGGAAUGCCACAAGUGCCAUGGCCAUGGUCGAUACAAGUGCAGCGGCUGCCAUGGGGCCGGCAUGGUGAGUCGCCUGUGGGCUGUUGGUGAGUGCAGCACGUGCUCCGGCAGAGGGAACAAGACCUGCGCCACCUGCAAGGGGGAGAAGAAGCUGCUGCACUUUGUCCAGCUGAUCAUCGUGUGGAAGAACCGGCUGUUUGAGUUUGUGUCUGGACACCAGCUGAGCUGCCCAGGGGAGCUGCUUUCUAAGGCCAAAGGAGAAAAACUCUUCAAGGAUGAAGACGUGGUGGUGUACCCCAUCACGGAUUUCCCCCUGCGGGAGAUCUCUGCGGCCUCACAGAGAGGCAUCACCGAGCACAGCGCCACAGUGGCCUCCCACGCCCGCGUUCUGCAGCAGCGGCAGACCAUUGAGGUGAUCCCACUGACAGAAGUUCAUUACUGGUACCAAGGAAAGACUGGUGUCUACUACCUGUACGGAACUGAUCACCAGGUGCACGUGGUGGACUACCCCGAGCGAUACUGCUGCGGCUGCGCCCUCAUCUGACCAUGGCUGCAGAUGUCCCCUCAGCCCACCCCUCCCAUUCAGUCGAGGGACCAGUGGAGGCCUAUGCCGUCACUUCUCUUUGGUUGCACUGGGCAAUUCUUUUUCAGCCCUAGGAUAGCCUUCCGGAGAAGUCUGCUUCUGGUCUUAUGGAUGAGCCCCUCUCCUUCGUCUAGUCAACCUACAGAAGCUCAGCUAUGUGUAAUCCUUUAAGACAAAGGAGAGAAGUCAGGGAACUCAUGGGGACUUUGCCUCCGACCUUCCUUUGACCUUGCUUUGUUCUUGGCCACGCUCCACUCUGAGGGCCCUUUUCUAGAGUGGCCCUCUGGCCAAGCUGAACAUUCGAGGCGCAUGUCAAGCCACCGCCCCUGCCUGCACACGUGAUAGCAUUUAGGGCAUGCCUGUUCUGUGGAUUAGGAGUUUGGUCAGGACUCAGCACUGUGGUCCAUCUCUGCUCCACGGUAUCUAGGGACUCACCUGGAAGACUCAUUGGCAGGGGGACUGGUUGUUGGCUCUCAGCUGAAACACCUCUAUGUGGCCUCUCUGCGCUGCUUGGACUUCCUUACAACAUGGCAGCUCUAAGGGUGAGCGUCUCUUGGCUACCCACCUAAUAGAAGAAGUAGACAUCUGUUCCAAACUGGAGAACAAACCAGCUCUGGUGAAUGGACUGAGCCUCAAAAAGCUAAGCUCUAAUGUGAUACUGAUGUGAGGAACAUGGUAGAGAGAUUGAGAAUAUAUGCAUUCAUUUCAAAUCACAUACCCACCUUAGAACCUAUCUAUCAAGCCACUCAUAAUCUUGAUGUGCUCCACAUCUGUGCAGCGAGGCUGCAGCUAGAGGGGAGAGAGACCCUGCCUAGACUUUGGCAAGAAGCAGAUCUGCUGCUUUCCACUCCGUCCACCAGAGGGCAACAUGUGCGUGUACGUGAAUCCUGAGCAGUUGUGUUUGUGUUUUGCCCUGUGCCAAAGGAGUUCAGUGUCAGGUGUGAGACCCUCAAUCUUAUGAGGGUCUCUUGUUCUCAGCAGCCCCAGGGCCAUCAGCCUCCCUGCAGGGCCUAGAACUUCAGUAAAACGAAUGACUUUUAUUUUC
Molecule: messenger RNA, 2159 nt
Organism: Echinops telfairi (small Madagascar hedgehog)
Lineage: Eukaryota; Metazoa; Chordata; Mammalia; Afrosoricida; Tenrecidae
Gene: SSUH2
Product: ssu-2 homolog
Exons: 11
Coding region: 8-1075 (355 amino acids)
Molecular function (GO): heat shock protein binding
Source: RefSeq, a predicted model, not a curated record